AUGGAUCUCUCCCAACUCCGAGAGGCUAUGGCCUCCAAGUCCUACGACAGGAUCGCCGACAUCUGCGACGAUCUUAUGCUCCAGGCAGGUGCCCUAAAUCCUCUCCUCCCCCACCUCCUGCCUCUUUGCUUGGAAUCUCUUCCCGUCGUUCUUGAUCUCUGAGUUGGACUCUUCCUUUCCUCUUCCCCUUCAGAUCGCCUCUAGCCGAGGAGUGGAGUUCCUGGAGGAAUGGCCUUGUGCCGUCCAUCUUCUCGGGCAUAUUUACGUGAACGACCUGUGAGUUUUGCAUUCUAAUUCCUCUCUCUCGGUGGACAGUGUCUGAAUCCGUGUUUUUCGUCUCUUUUACUGUGUAUUUUUUCGGCAGAAAUAGCGCCAGGUUCCUGUGGAAAUCGCUGCCGCCCGGAGUUAAAGAGAGAAAUCCAGAGAUUAUGGCGGUCUGGAAAAUAGGGCAGUGCCUGUGGACCAGGGAUCGUGCUGGGGUUUAUGGCGCCAUUCGUGACUUUCGUUGGAGCCCUGAAAUUCUGGACUUCGUAAUGGCUUUCUCAGGCAAGAGAACGCUGGUUUUACUUUCUUCUUUCUAAUGUUUUUUAAAACGUCUUUCUCUCGUCGUAGUUCUUUGAAGUCGAAUGCUGAUGGGUUUCAUGUUCAUCUUCCUUCUUCCUGCUGUCUUCACCUAUUCUUUUUCUGACUGUUGAUUAUGCAGAAUUCGCAACUCGUUUUCAGUUGGGAAGUCUAUGAAUUAUAUAAUGAUUAAUUAUUAGCAUAUUUUUUACUAUUUCCUGUGGUGCGCCUCUGAGAUUUUCUUGGAAUUUGCUGAUUCAGCUGACUAGCUAAACUAUAUCAGUUUCAAUGGAUGUCACUAAAAAAUUGCUUAUCAGAAGGGUUAUAACGGAGGAAGAACAUAAAUGCAGAGCAAAAAGUUUCCUAACCAUUGAUUAUACUGAGAUAACCAUUUUUUUUGUGGCUAGUUUGCAUGACAUAUCAUGGAUCUUGAUUACAGUAUGUUUGUUUCGCUUUCUCUUAUAUAGUCAGCUGGUCUAUUGCCCUUAUUACCUUUCUAGCUUGAUAUGAGGGGCAAAAUAGAACAUCCUUUUUAGAAGUAAUUCGCAAGUGGGUCUUUAUGAUAGAAUGAUCAAAGAAAAAUUGUGAGAUUUUUCCAGUUUUCGACUGUAACUUGGUGCUUCAGGGUGGAAAAAAUCUACCUGAUUAUGGAUAACUAUUAAUUAAUCACUUAAUAAAUAGUUAGGUCAUGACUGGGGGACAUCUAUCGUAUGAUUCAGUUGACCCUCGGAAGGAAUGGAGAGCAGAAAAAAGGCCCUUCUUGGAUCAGAAACGAUUAACCUAGUGAAGGACAUGGGAAGCCUGAAACAAUGCAGGUGACAGGACCUGCGAAACUAAGCUGAAUGACACUUGGAUCUCAUACAAAAAUCCCUAAUUUGGUACAAUUUUUUGGCAUGUGCUGCAAAGACAAUAAAUUAAUUUUUGGAUAUCUCUGCCUAAUUUUUUCUCUUGAUAUGGUUAAAGCAGAACAAGCUUGUGGGUUUGUUCUUCAUCUGUCUGAUAUCUUCAGGUAUAGCUAUUUGCAUUGUGGAAAGAUCAUCCUCGUUGUGUAGGGUCAGAAGGUAUAUAUUAAUUAUAUCUUCUCCUUCCUGCCCAAUAUGUUGGAGGAAUCGAGGUGCAUAUCUCGAUUAUGAAAAUCAGUGGAACCCCUGCAGCGGUUCUUGAUCGCUUCCUUGCCUGCUUUGGACAUUUUAUCAUACCAUGAUCCUUGGGGUAUAUUCGGAUUUACUUUGUCAUGUGAUGCUACGUCUGGCAGGAGAUGAGUAUGAUGCUGUGCAUAUAUAUAUAUAUAUAUAUAUAUAUAUAUAUAUAUAUCGGUGAAUAAAUGACCGCAAUGUAAUGGUCUGGGUGCGAUGGAACUGCAGAGAUCUACCAACAGAGGAUGUUCCAGCUGCUGCUAUCUGCGUACUCGACGAUCACUACUGCCGACACAGCCCAGUUCAUGGGAAUGAGUGAGGAGGCGGCCGUAGACUGUGAGUAGAUCCCUCAUACUACGGUGACUACCUGAAGAACAUCAUAGAAUGGGACGAGGAUUGAUGCUUUCUCGCCCGCUAAAUUUCUCAAAUCUCUCUUUUUUUUUUCUACUUCUCUGGUCAUCAGGAAGCUUUCCAUUUUUGGUCUAAAUCUGCAGACGCUGUGCGCCAUGGAUGGGCCUUGGAUCCUGUCACGGGGAUGUUGACCGUCAGGAGGGAGUCAAUGGUCUCUAAGCAGAAGGUUGACCCGAGCAAGCUACAGCGGCUGACCGAGUUCGUCUUCCACCUGGAGCAUUGA
This is a messenger RNA of Spirodela intermedia, 2331 nucleotides long. Lineage: Eukaryota; Viridiplantae; Streptophyta; Magnoliopsida; Alismatales; Araceae. The record is from the annotation of a GenBank genome assembly.